AUGAUAUCUGGGACAGUCCAGCUACCCUCAGAAGUGGGUCAUAAUGGAUUAAAUUCGGCGUCACUUGAGAAUUCCUCGAUGAAAGCGGCCGCUAGCGAAAAAGUGGCGAGAAGUCCUCAAUUUCGAAAUCGAAGAGAUGAGCACGCACACAAUAUCAAGGUAUAUGUCCGAUGUCGGUCUAGAAACCAACGAGAAAUUGAUGAAAAGAGUAGUGUUGUGAUAUCCACCGCAAGCCGAGGUGCCGGUCGGGAGCUGAUGCUGAACGGAAGCAACGGCAAGAAAGCCUACAGCUUUGAUCGCGUGUUUGGGGCAGAAAGCGAUCAAGAGGCGGUGUUUGAAGAAACUGCUAAAACCUAUAUCGGUGAAAUGCUAAGAGGUUAUAACUGUACCGUAUUUGCAUACGGGCAAACAGGUACGGGAAAAACAUACACGAUGAGCGGCGACAUCAAAUCGAUCAGUCCAAUUGACACGUCGCAACAAUCCAUACUUCUGAGCGAACACGCAGGAAUUAUCCCACGAAUAUUAGUAGAAUUAUUCAAACAGCUGCCUCAGGAGAGCAAGGAUUUUUCUGUAAAAGUUUCCUUUCUCGAACUUUACAACGAGAAAUUGAGAGACCUUUUAGCAUGCAGUAUAAGAGGUUCAGACGAAGAGAAACAUACCGAUAGAUUUGCAGCAACAGAGACCAUCAGAAUUUACGAUAACAAUCACAACAACGCCAAAAGCAAUGAAUCCUCGAUAACUGUGCGUGGGAUGCAAGAAUUGUACAUUAAAUCGGCGCAUGAGGGUCUUGAACUUUUGAGGGAGGGCUCUUUAAAAAGGCAAGUAGCAGCUACCAAAUGCAACGAUCUCUCUUCUAGAUCACAUACUGUGUUCACUAUCACAACCAAUACUACCAAAACAGAUCCUCUUUCAGGUAAAGAGUUUGUAAAAGUUGGGAAGCUUAAUUUGGUGGAUUUAGCUGGAAGUGAAAAUAUAACGAGGUCUGGUGUUGGAGCGGAGUCUAUGAGGGCCCAAGAGGCGGGAUUGAUCAACAAAUCACUUCUUACUCUUGGAAGAGUCAUUAACGCUCUGGUUGAUCAUUCGCAACACAUACCUUAUAGGGAAUCGAAGCUGACGAGACUUUUGCAGGACUCACUUGGAGGCAAGACCAAGACCUGCAUCAUUGCUACAAUCUCACCAGCGAAAAUAUGUAUGGAAGAGACAAUUAGCACGUUAGAGUAUGCAACGAGAGCGAAAUCGAUAAAAAAUACUCCGCAAAUCAAUCAGUCUAUGGCUAAGGAUUCUUGUAUUACAGAAUAUAUUCGCGAAAUCGAUAAACUACGUCAGGAAUUGAGGGCAACGAGGGAUAAAGAAGGAAUAUAUGUCACACAGGAACAAUACGAUCUCUAUGAGAGUAAUUGUAUACUAGUAGGGGAACAAAAGGUGAGAAUGGAUAUUCUUGAAGAACAGAUAAAAGGUUUCAAAGAAAAAUAUGUAGAACAGCUGCAGAUCUCAAGAAAAGCAGACCACAAGGUGAAAGCAUUAGAACAAAAUUUUAAGGUGUUAAAGGAUGAAAAACUAUCUGUCGAAAGUUCUCUCAAGACCUUGCAAGCGCAGUGUCGAUGGUUUGAAGUAAGAAUCAAUGAAAUUCAUGUUAAUAACAUUCAGAACUUGGAUUUACUAAGAGAAGAAAACAAAAAUUUAGAUCGAAUGUUGAAUGCCAAGAUUGAAUAUAUUACUAACGUGAACGAAAUUAGAGAGAAUGAAGUUAAUUCCUUAAAUUCAAUCAGAAGCUCUCUCCAAACAAGCCAUCAAAAUUUCCAAGACUCAUUAGUACUUGCAUUUGAAGAACUCCAGAACCAUUCUUCAAAAUUGAAAAAUGAAACCGACCUGCAUUUUAAAUCUCAUAGCGAAACGAAAGAUUUGUUGGCCAUCUUCGACAGCCUUGAAGAAAGCAUAAAGAAAAAAUUCGAAGAAUUACGACCUCAAAUGGACAAAGUUAAGAACACAGCGCUUAGCUGCUCGCGAGAGGAUAUCGACGAUAAUAUCCAUGCAUUAGAAACUCACUACAGGAACUUAGAGCGUACUCUUUCUUUAGCAUUUGAAAAGUUUAAGAAAUAUAUGUUUCAGGAGUUCGAGCAGGCACAGUGUAAAACUAAAGCUCAACAUAAGCAGCUAUUGGAAUUGAUAGACAAGGAAAGAAUAAAGGUAAAAAAAUUACAGGAAGAAAAUCAGAAACUAAUUAGAAGUAGAAAUGACAAGGAUGAAUUGUCAAUUCAGCUUAGUACUCUUUUCGGUGACAAAAUUAUGAAAACAAGGCAAGCGAUUUUUGAAAAUGUUUUGGACGCUGUUAGGCAAGCGGAGCUUGAACAUAAAGACCUGGAUACAAUGAUUUUGUCGGAGUCUUCGCGGCUACUGACAGAUUUUGAAAAACGUAAAAAGAGGGAGAGUCAGGCCGGCCUCGCUAAAUGCACGGAGAGUUCUCUCAACGCUUUUGAAGAGUUAAGAGUUUCCGUUACUCAAAACGGUGAAAAAUGCGAGCGAGCACUGAAUGAAAUGACUUCGUUGAUAAAUAAAGAAUGCUCCACGCUGCAGUUGGAUAGAACGUUAUCGAGUGCAGCAAAUUUUAUCACAAAUGAGUUCAAAGAUAGAGAGUCUGAUAAGGCCAACUUCAGAAUCCAGCAAGUUAUCGAAGAGAUUGGCAAUUUGCAGUCCAACUUGGCUGAGUACUACAAAGAGACCUUAUCAGGUGCUAGUAAUAACGUGAACUCUGUAGCUAAAAAGCUCGAGGAUAAAAUCAAUUUAGUGUAUUCACAAGUUCAGUGUAUGGACGAGUAUGUUUCUAAAGAGCAAAGAACUUGCAUCAACAGGCUUAAGGAUGAAUAUCGUAGUGCUUUAUUUGAGAAACUUAGUGGCAUAAGCGACAUAGCCUUGAAACUCACUCAGAAAUACGAUGAACAGACAUCGAAUGACGAGACUUCAAAGCAGGCCCAGCACUUUUCGGAAAUAAUUCGGGAACUACCUCAACUUCUGCGGGGAGCUCUCACAGAGGUUUACAAGGACGAUUUAUUACGCGCAUCACGUUGUAAUCAGUUUGAUGGUACAGAAAUUCAGUAUGACACUACAGACCUCUCUACAACUCACUCAUCCACCAAAGUUCUCAACCCCAAAGAGAUAAAUUUAGUACUCCAAGGCACCCAAGUUUCGGAUUGUUCGUCCGAUGUUUUGUCAAAACCUAAGCGAAGACUGUCAUCUUUCAUUCCGCAUGGUGAGGAGAAUCAAGAGAGCUACCAAACUGAACUUUCAACGAAGAAGACACAUUUGUAA
This is a messenger RNA of Lachancea fermentati, 3306 nucleotides long. NCBI's taxonomy places the organism in Eukaryota, Fungi, Ascomycota, Saccharomycetes, Saccharomycetales, Saccharomycetaceae. The record is from the annotation of a GenBank genome assembly.